CACAGCAGGGGAGUGGAACUGGGUGAUCUUUGAGGUCCCUUCCAAUCCAAACCAUUCUAUGGUAAAAAUGUCUACUUCUUGCUUAAGCUAACUUCUCUUAAUUCAUGCCAAGCAUGUGGGAGACCAAGACUUUGUUUUCAGAGUGGGGUAAGAAAAGUUCUCAGUUUAUGUUGUCUAGGGAAUCCAUUAUUUUGUAUUAUAUUUCAAACAUGUUAAAUUAGGUCAACUUGAACUCAGUGAAAUAUAGAGGAAAAAAUUUAAGAGGAGACUUAAAUUGAUGGAUACGGACAUCAAUAUUCUUUUACUCCUAGUGUAAAUAUUUGUAGUUUAAAUGGCUUUAUCUUUAUUUUUCUCACGUAUCUACCUAUAGAGAGAAAGAUUGGUGAAUAUAGUCUUUAAAAUGCUUGUGAGUUAGCUAGCAUAAAUCUUGGACCGUUGUUAUGAAGACAACAUUACUUAAGCCCUUGGGAGAGCUAAAUGUCAGGGACAGUAACUGCCUGCACAGGGCUCUAUGUAUGAGAGGAAGGAGGAGGUGUUUUUUCUGGUACUCUAUCAUCCUGCAGUGAUGCAACAGAAAGUCCAUAAAAGUUUAAAGUAUUUAUUGGCUUGCUGACGUGAUCUGCUAAGUUUUCACAUUAAAAAAAAAGUCUUCUAAAACUUUUAAUUCUUAAUUCUAGAAUUUUCAUUUGAUGUCUGAAUGCAUCUUGCUACAGUGGAAUAGAUGAACUCACUGACAGCUUCAGCUGGAGUUAUUUGAUGCUUAUGGGUUGAGGAGGGAGAGGUGGCUUUACAGUGGCGAGCUUCCCUAUGGUUAUCCAUUCUCAACUUUCUUCUGUUUCAGAAGCUUCUGAAGAGGGUUUUGAAGAACAUUGUUCUCAGGCAGUGAGCCAUCUGCACUUUUGAAUAGGGUGCCACCUGAAGGAGUCAAAGGAAUCGAUAGUUGUCGCUUCUUUGCAAUUCCUCUUUUGUAUUUGAACCUCUUCCUUUCUCUGGGUUUUCAUCUGAGAAAGACCAUGAGCUCAGGCCAACGCAAGCGCCGUGGAGGAGCAGUUAAUUCCAGGCAAGCUCGGAAGCGAAACAGGCUGAUGGCUUCUACAGCAGAAAUGGCUUCAGAAGCAGAGCCAAUAGAGCUUGAAGAAAGUGCUGGUGAAGAAGUAGUAGACCUCACAUGUGAAUCUUCUGAUCCUGUAGUCGUUGAUCUCACUCACAACGAUUCUGUUGUGAUUGUUGAAGAGAAUCAACGACAAAGGAGAAAUCUGAGACUCAGAAGCCAACGGCAGUCGGACAGCUGUGUGCUGAGUAGCGAUGAUGAAGAUGAAACGAGAGAUAAUGAUGUGUAUGUGACAGAUAAAGUGUCUCGAGAAUUGGGACCACUGGAAGAUGAAACUGCAAGUUCGAAGCCAUCUGGUACCGUUAGCUGUCCGAUUUGCAUGGAUGGCUACUCGGAGAUUGUGCAAAGCGGACGACUGAUUGUAUCAACUAAAUGCGGCCACGUCUUCUGCAGCCAGUGUCUCCGUGAUUCCCUUAGGAAUGCCAACUCUUGCCCAACCUGUAGGAAGAAACUCACUCACAGACAAUAUCAUCCCAUUUAUAUAUGAGUACUUCUAUUUCUCAGGACAGACUCCACUGGGAUUUUGAGGAAAAUGUCAUGGUUUCAAAGUUCUGAAGAAUUAAAGAGCGGCAGGUUGUGCAAAUCCAAACUGAUGUUUUUCUUGAGAAUACCUUGUACAUGUAUAGACAGCUUUUUUAUUGUCCAGGCUACAUCCUGUAAUGUCCCUGGUUAUAAUGUUAAAUUUAGGACUGUCUCUAAAUUAGACCAGCAGCCUAUAUCAGAAAGGAAGCAACUAAUGCAUUUCCUUCCACUUUUUUAAUGCUAAGUAAGAGAGGUCUGAAUAUUUUGUUACUUCUUACUCUUUAAAUUAUUCCCGCCCUUGCAUACAGCUAUGGAAGAGUUACUGUUCAAAAUACAGAUGAGCAAUUUGCCAAUUCCUUACGCUUUUGCUUCUACCCUGCCAGAAGCUCAUGACUAUAUUGCUUUCUGCUCUUCCACCUUUGCCCGAGUAGAGGUCUCUAUUAAAUGGACAACCAGGGUGAUGCAAUCAAAUCACCUGCUGUUAACCAGCAGCCAGGUGUUUUAAGCAGAAGGCUUGACCACAUGGAUGUCCUUAGGAACUCCAUGAGAUCUGAAGUACGUAGACAAAUUGCAGCAUGGGCUGCAAUGUGAAAAUACUUCUUGGAAUGUUUUAACUGUGAAGAACUCCCGUAGUGGAAUCACAACGCUGAAUUUGUUUUCUAACGUGAUGAGGUGGUCCCUUGGGUUUACUGCUGUUCUAUAGCUCUCUCUCCUGAUAUCAGAGGAGAAUGUAGAAGUCUCUUGGCUUGCUAGUGAUGCAUGAGGAGCAAAUACAUGUCUGCUGCCCUCUUGCCAGCUGAAUCCCAAAGUACCCACAGAUCUUCUACCGUAUCAAGUGUCCCCAGCGUAAUGCUUCAAGUUCAGUGCAACUGCUUGGCUGUUCUCUCUAGUUGUUACAGUGACACCUGAUGGUUUUACCCUUGUUAAUAGAAUUUGAAAGUAAAUAAUUGUAUUGCCCUGGAUUUAGGAAGUGGAGGCUUUAAAGGAUGCUUGGUAGCAAUAUUGUGUUGGCAGCUUGUUGAGAGAGAAGUUUAAUCUCCCUUUGCCCUGAGGGUUGUCCAGCUUUCUUGAAAUGUGCAUCUUUGGAAAAGGAGUCAGAGACAUGUUCCUGGAGAAAGCAUUCCUGUCUUGAAGCAAGGCAGGAACACACAGGUUUAUGCACUGUUAUCCAGGCGGCUGUUUUGCUUUUUUCCCCACAGGCCUGAGUUACAAAUGUCUGCUUUAAACCUGUAACAGCUAACAUCUGCAAGCUGGGAUGUGGAAUCCCAGAGGAGCCGAUACAAACAAAUCAUUCUAUGUAGGUGAGAUGAUUAAAAUCAGUAUUCUGUGAUCCACAUCUGCAUCUAUGAGAAGCUCCAAAAUUAAGCUCAGACGCCUUUUGGCAGCUGGUUGCUCCAGAAAACCAUGAGGAGCACUGUUCUGUGUUCUGGGACAGCACAGUUGUAGGAUGUGUUUAGUUAAUGUUGAUAUCUGAGGUGUCUUUGCUCACCUGUCCAAGGCAUCUGUGGGAAGCCUCCAAUGAAAGCAGCUCUCCUAAUGAGCUGUCUCAAGUUGUGUUUUGGAGAUUGCAACCCAAAAGUAGAGCAUUUUGGUUUGUUAUGAGGAUGUUUAGGGAAGUUUCUGGAUGUAGUCAUGCAGACAGAGCUUUGUUCCAUGAAGGCUUGCUUGAGAAAGGCAAUACCUUCCCCACCCUGCUUUGGAAUCGCUUGGGUCCAGCGCCGUUAUCUGGAAUACGCAGUUUCUGCAUUGUGGCAGUCUGGGAACUGCUGAGAAGUUACACACGUUUAGUUCCUGUGUGCUCCCCAAGCAAGGACUGCAGGAGUCCUAGGGUAGCGUGGUGGCAACCAGGAGCUGGCGCUUGUGUCCCCAAAAGCAGAGAAUGGAUAGAGCAACUCUAGAGAUUGCUUACAGCGAUGGCUGCAUGAAGAGAAGCAGCCCAGCGUUAAAGCUGUUGAGGUGUUUUAAGGGCCACAGCAACCGCUUGCUCCCGGUAGCUUACAGAGAAAAAGAUGAAGAAAAGAAAAAGGCCAGUUUUCCUUGGGUGCUCCUGCGCAAGAGGGACGAGAAGCAGAGGAUUUAGUGGGUAACCUCGGGGGAUGAAGGGUGGUCACAUCCCUGUGCUUUGUUCACAGUGUACUCGCCGUAGCCUCAAAUGACUUUGCACAACUCCCUCUGUGUAAAUAUCACUUUGUAGGUAGUGUCACCAUAAAUGGAUCCAACUGCAAUUCCGAUGCCACAACCUGGAGACUAUUUCACAAAAAAGUGUUUCUCUUUUGCGUACGCUCUGAAGUGUCACAAAUUUUGUGCAACGCAAAAGGAAUUUUAAGUCUCAGUCUAUGGAAGGAGACUGAAUUGCAUUACAGGCUUUCUUUUGGGAGGGGGAAGGGCGGGAAGGAACCUGACUACAUGGGAGUUCUAGUGAUGUUUCACAGUGGCAAGAAAUGACAAAGAAUAUAAAGAUUUUUUUCAUUAUGUAAAUGUAUCUCUUCUUGUUGUAUAUAGUUCAUUUUUCCUGUAUUUAAUGGUAUUCAUGUCUGUCUGUCCCAUCUCCUUUGGACUCUGCUGGUAGGCAAACAGUUCUUUUACCAGGUGGAAAUAAAACUCUUGAUUUGAUCAA
Molecule: messenger RNA, 4250 nt
Organism: Strigops habroptila (Kakapo)
Lineage: Eukaryota; Metazoa; Chordata; Aves; Psittaciformes; Psittacidae
Gene: RNF4
Product: ring finger protein 4
Exons: 9
Coding region: 1014-1598 (194 amino acids)
Biological process (GO): positive regulation of transcription by RNA polymerase II
Molecular function (GO): zinc ion binding; transcription factor binding
Source: RefSeq, a predicted model, not a curated record